UAUUUUAUGUAGGAAUAUCAGGUCAGAAUACCAGUUUUACCCCUGCACAGGCUUCUUCUCAGAAGGAGAAGUGUAAUUGCAUUGUGCAGCAAUUAAUUCUGUAUCUUGCCUGUACGUGGGUUGUCAACUCGUCAUCCAUAUCCUACCCCACCCUCUUUCCUAGAACUCUCACUCUACUUUCCUAUUAUAUAUAAACCCUUCUGUGAUCUACAUUUCUCUCAUUCUCUUCUCUCCGAGUUGUAGGGAGUUUUCUAUAGAAAUGGCUAGUGCAAGAGCUGGGGAUGAUUUUCAAGACAUGUUGCCGACAAUGGCUAGCAAGUUGGGGGGUGAUGGUUUGAUAAAAGAGCUGUGUAAUGGGUUCAGAUUACUGAUGGAUAAGGACAGACAAGUGAUCACAUUUGAGAGCUUGAAGAAGAAUUCUGCGUUGCUUGGGCUGCAAGAUUUGAGAGAUGAUGAGCUGAUGAGCAUGUUGAGAGAAGGAGAUGCGAAUGGGGACGGAGUGCUUGAUGAGAUGGAGUUUUGUGUUUUGAUGUUUAGAUUAAGUCCCGAGUUGAUGCAAGAGUCUGAGGUUUGGCUUGAAGAUGCUCUGCAGCAAGAGCUUGGUGCUUCUUGCUUUGAUAAAACUAAAAAAUAGAUGUGUUUUUAUUUAGGAUUAUAUUUGUCACUGAUAAGGGUUUGAGAUUUGAAUCUACUGACUGAAAAUAACGUAUGAAAUGUUCAUUAUGUUUGUUACAUUUGCAAAUUAUAGCAUUGGAAAUGCUCUUUGCCUGUU
Daucus carota subsp. sativus is the source of this 772-nucleotide messenger RNA. RefSeq names its product calcium-binding protein PBP1. Lineage: Eukaryota; Viridiplantae; Streptophyta; Magnoliopsida; Apiales; Apiaceae. Gene Ontology annotation, molecular function: calcium ion binding. The transcript has a single exon. Bases 260 to 634 code for a protein of 124 amino acids. The record is from RefSeq and is a predicted model, not a curated record.